UCUGGAAGAGCAGUGUGUCUGUGUGUGUGUGUGUGAGAGAGAGAGAGAGAGAGAGAGAGAGAGAGAGAGAGAGAGAGAGAGAGAGAGAGAGAGAGAGAGAGAGAGAGAGAGAGAGAGAGAGAGGAGAGAGAGGGGAGAGAGAGAGAGAGGAGAGGCAUACUGUAGAUUAGCCUACUGCUGCUUUGACUGCUGCUCUACCAGAAACAGGGUGACAGUUGGGAAGAUAAUGCCCCAGAAUGUGGUCCUGGAUGGGCCAGCCCCCUGGGGCUUCAGGCUCAAUGGAGGGAAGGACUUCAACCAGCCCCUGACCAUCACCAGGGUGACGCCUGGCAGCAAAGCCUCGCUGGCCAACCUGUGCCCCGGUGACAUCAUCCUGGCCAUAGAGGGUGUGAGUACAGAGUGCAUGACUCACAGCGAGGCCCAGAACAAGAUCAAAGACCCUGCCUCCCAGCUCGGCCUCAAGAUUGAGAGGCCUGAGACCAAACUGUGGUCUCCCCAAGUCACAGAGGAUGGGAAAGCAAACCCAUUCAAGCUCAAUUUAGAGGCAGAACAGCAAGACCUGGGCUACUUUGAACACAAGUUUAACGUCAGGCCUAAGCUCUUCUUACCUGCAGGCCAAAGCGAGUGCCCUCCUCCGCAAGGCCUGAUGGGAAAUGGCCAUCAGACGGUGGUCACCCUCUCCCCCCCUGACCCUCCCCUGUCUGCUAACUCCGGCACAGACCAACCCCUGGCCCCCAGUGCUCAGUAUAACUCCCCCAUUAACCUGUACUCUGAGGCCAACGUCUCGGCCGCUCAACAGCUAGCUCAGAUCACCUCACUAGAGGAACAGGUCCCUCUAAGUGGUAAGACACUGUCCUCCAUCAAGGAGUCUCAUGUGUACCGGAUGCUCCAGGAUGACCAGGAUAGGCCACAUGAACCACGUCAGUCAGGCUCCUUUAAGGCUCUGCAGGAACACGUGGAGACUGAUGGAGCAAAGCCGUUGAUUACUAGAAGUGUAAGAGCUCCAGUGACAAAGCCUCCUACACCUGCGGGAUCGCUACAGAAACUACCCCUCUGUGACAAGUGUGGAAACGGCAUAGUAGGCACAGUGGUGAAGGCCAGAGAAAAGUUCCGCCACCCUGGAUGUUUUGUGUGCUCCGACUGCAAAGUCAACCUGAAGCAGAGGGGCUACUUCUUUGUGGAGGGGCAGCUGUACUGCGAGACCCAUGCCCGCGCCCGGACGAUACCUCCAGAGGGACACGAUGUCAUCACCGUUUACCCCACGGCUUGA
Messenger RNA from Salvelinus fontinalis (brook trout), 1270 nucleotides. RefSeq names its product PDZ and LIM domain 3b (gene pdlim3b). The transcript has 8 exons. The record is from RefSeq and is a predicted model, not a curated record. Gene Ontology annotation, cellular component: Z disc; stress fiber; adherens junction. Gene Ontology annotation, biological process: heart development; actin cytoskeleton organization; muscle structure development. Gene Ontology annotation, molecular function: muscle alpha-actinin binding; actin binding. Lineage: Eukaryota; Metazoa; Chordata; Actinopteri; Salmoniformes; Salmonidae. Bases 227 to 1270 code for a protein of 347 amino acids.